GUUCAUCUCAUUAGCAAAGUGAAAUCUUGAGCUAUGUAUAUUUAACUUCCUUGUUGAUGUGGGGUCGCCAUUAAACUCAAUAUGGCAACGAGAACGUUAGGAAGACGUGUGAUCCUGAGCCUGUUCUUCAUAAUUCGUACAAUCAGAUCUGAAGGUGAUAUAAGCAUUCAUAAGCCAGCUGAACAGAGUAGUAAUAACAACAGUAUAUUGGUAGCCAGUAAGGCUGUGGAUAACUGCUUGCAUUUGGACUUAAAAUAUGAGUGCUGUACACUUACGAAUACCACUGGUCAAAAAAUAGCUUGGUGGCGUGUUGAUCUUUUGGAAGUCGUAACUAUCAGUUGGAUCUCGUUAUACGUCAGAAAUGGUUCUCAGCCUAAAUUGGCCGGAUACCAAAUUUAUGCAUCUAAUACCACCACUUCACCAACAGACGGUGUCCUCUGUUAUAGUGACAACAGUAGUACAGAGGCAGAUGUACAGUUGGUGGCCCAUCAUACUUGCCCACAUGUAGCUCGGUAUGUAACCGUCUACAACUAUAGAAACGACCCAAAACGAUACGACUGGUAUAGUGACUACGCUAUUCUUGAAUUGUGUAAAGUUACGGUUAAGGGAUGUCCGGUAGGAAGGCACGGUUAUGGUAACUGUGAAAGUCGGUGUUCAGAAGAAUGCUAUGGCGGUAACUGUCAGUCCACAACAGGAAAUUGUUUCUAUUGUUCAACAGGGAAAUACGGCAACAGAUGUCAAAACAACUGCUCUGCUAAUUGUAAAGAUAGUUUGUGUAGUAUAGAUUCCGGAUAUUGUUUAGAUUGCGUUCCGGGAAACUUUGGUGAUAAAUGUGAAUUAAGUCUGUUCUAUCAACUGCUUAGAUAGACAGUGUGCCAAGGAUACCGGGGAAUGUUUGGGUAAGGAAUUUCAAAAAAAAAUGUAUCGUUGUUACAAUGACAGUAUUGCCAAACAGUGGAAAUUUAUUCUCCACAAUGCAUCAUUGUUAUUUGUUUUUUAUCCGUAGCUGGUGUCGGAAAACAUCUGUUCUAACAAUAACUUCAAUUUGCAAAGGAAGUUACAAUGUUUUUUUAUGCUCGGUCAACAAAUGUUGAUCAAAGACUUUCAAUGGAUCCAUCCUUGUAUUGAUGAUGAUAUAAACAUCCCACCACUGGUAGAUUGAGUUUUCGUUAGAUAUAUUACAUAUUAUUAAAAAGCAAACAAUGCUAACUAGAGAAUGAAAAGCAUGUAAGGUAAUACAUAUUUAUUUAACAUGUAUGAUUUGUUUUAGAACAGGUCAGAGAAGGUGUUCUGGCUUUGAUAGACCUGCUUCUUCACAUCGAAUCUACACUACAUUAGCAAAACGACAAACAUGGUGUCUAACAAACAAUCUAAUGUACAGACAAGUUCAAAUAUACACAAGUCUCUAGACGAGUGAUAUUAGUUAAUUAAGUACCAGUGCAUUAUGUUAGGUGGAACAAAAUCCAAACACAUUCAAACAAAACAAGUCAAGAACACAAAUCAAACUAAAUAUACAUACGAUGACAAUGAGGUUGUAUUUUGAAAUGUUUUGUGUCAUCACGUGAAUCACCUGUUAUUUAUCCGCGUACACCUGUGUGUGUCCUGUCUUGUGUACCUGUUUGUCCUGUGAUAUUUUAUGUGUCGUUGUAUAUUACAUGUCUGUUGUGUAUGGGUGGAAUAUUUAAGUGUCCUGGAUAUAUAUACAUGGAUAUAUCACCCGAGUAUCCCGCUUUUUAAAUUGGCUUUGUUAAAUCAUGCAGUCUUCUAAUGCUCUCUAUAUGGCAAACAAGGUAUGUAUAAUGGUAAAUUGCAUUAUUAUUUUUUUAUCAUAGAACGGAUCUGUAAUAUUGUUUUCCGAGCUUAACGAAAUGCAAAUAUUUUACAGUGAUUUUUUUAUCGAAUAUUUUAAUUGAAAUGUUGUAUUUCUGAAUCAUCCUAAACAAUGAAUUUGAUGUACAAUCUGUGAUAUAUGAUGAUAGAUGCCUCGCCUGUACGCUGUUUAUUUGUCAAGAGUUUCAGAUUGAUGUAUUCAGUACCAACUACUGUGGAAUAAGUUGAUAGUACUUUACCGUUACAAAAAUGCUUGAACAAUAUAUAUGUUUUGUAUUGACCUUGUGUUUUACCAUUGCUGGCUUUCCUUCUCAGUUUGACCUUUAUUAUGAACCUGUAUCAAUCGUGGGAUCUUUCAGAAGAAUACAUUAAAUUCCGUGAAAGCCUGUAUGUGGACAUUCAUCACGAAUGAGGAAGUUCUGAAGUCCUCACGGCUACAAAUGCGCAUGUUCAGUAAGAGGACGCUCGUACCGAUCCGACGCAUGAUGUUUGAUGAAUGAUUAUUGUGGAAUGUUUUAGGAAAGUAAUCAUCUCAUGUGCACCAGUAACCUGUAAAUGGGUGUUAAAAUAAAACACAAGAUAAUUACCGGCUAUGGAAUUAAAUAUGGUGAUCAAAAUACCCGAGCUUAGGGAAGGAUCAUGAAAAGUAAACACUGCUUACAAAAAUCAAUUACUUCCGGAGUGGAGAGCGGAACAAAAUACACCAAACUCUGCAUUCAUAAAUACAAAGAUUUUUUUAACUUUCAUCGUUCAAAUCCCGAAUAUACAUAGUCCAGAGGUUAAAGAUUGUGAUACUCUAAAUUUGUAUUAUGAGUAUGGAUUGUGUGGUUAAUAUUAUAUUUCGGAUGCAAGGAUAAGGAAGUACAGUGGGUCUCGUGAUACAGGAAGGUCUCCUCAAACUUGAUUCUUUGUACGGGGAAAGAAAUAUGAAACAUUAGGAUUUCACCAAGGAGAGGUUAUUGAAAAUAAAACAGUCUACUACGGAAAUAAACUUUGUGCAUAUGUGUGUGCAUCAUGUAAUCGGUAUACAGGUAUAUCGAGAUGUAAUCGGUAUACAGGUAUAUCGAGAUGUAAUCGGUAUACAGGUAUAUCGAGAUGUAAUCGGUAUACAGGUAUAUCGAG
Pecten maximus is the source of this 2952-nucleotide messenger RNA. RefSeq names its product fucolectin-like. The transcript is spliced from 9 exons. The coding region runs from base 82 to 867 and encodes 261 amino acids. NCBI's taxonomy places the organism in Eukaryota, Metazoa, Mollusca, Bivalvia, Pectinida, Pectinidae. The record is from RefSeq and is a predicted model, not a curated record.